Molecule: messenger RNA, 1174 nt
Organism: Rosa rugosa (rugosa rose)
Lineage: Eukaryota; Viridiplantae; Streptophyta; Magnoliopsida; Rosales; Rosaceae
Exons: 2
Coding region: 290-778 (162 amino acids)
Biological process (GO): ribosome biogenesis
Cellular component (GO): nucleolus
Source: RefSeq, a predicted model, not a curated record
GGUUCUGCCGUGCAUUGUAGAAAUCGACAUUACCAUUCAUCAACGACUUUCCAUCCGGCAAUGUUAAAUUCAAAUCAUCACCUAAUUGACCGAAUGUUUUAAGUGAUUUAGAGAACUCACCAUUGCUUAUUUCCUGCAGCAAACUCAAUGUAUUUGACUGUUCCUCAGCCUCAAGUUGCAAGGGACAUAACUCCCAACCAUCUACCAUCAUGAAAUUUACAGCUUGUCAGAGUUUGCUUAAUCUUUUGAGGUGUAUGCUAAAAGGUCAUUUGGACUUGAGAUCAUUUUCAUGUUAUGUGUCAUCUAUUCUCAACCUCAAAAGGAUUGUUGUUGGCGGCUCAUUAGAUUAUCAGAAUGCUUCUCAUACUCAACUUAUUAUUAUGAGCUCUUCAGAGUGUUUGCGUCCUGUUGGAAGGCCUUAAUAUGUACAAUUAUUGCUUGUGAGGAGACAGUAGCCAGUCAAACCUCAGACACUCGAGUACUCUUUGAGGAUUUAUUUCCUGUUUCAUGGCUUUACAAGUCAGUGCGUAUGGUUGCUGAGCUUCAAGAGUCAUUCUCAAAAGAUAUUUAUCAUCAAGUUCAUGAUAUGAUCUUGGCGUUAAUGGAUCACACAUUUUAUGUGUUUCUGACAUUAAAUAAAUAUCAGUCUAAUCAUGCUGUUCGUUUCCUUGAGAUUGCUGAGCUAAACUCUGGAUCUGCUCAAGAACAGAGAAGUUUAUUGAAUUCGUCCGAUUAUAUUGAAGCCUGGAAAAGUGUAAAUAUUGUUGCUAAGAUUUGAAGGAACAGAUGCAGAUCUUACUUGUAAAUGUGAAGAAUGGCAUUUGUAAUGGAAAAGAGGGAGUUUCUGUUGAUGCUUUAAAUUUGAACAACUUUGCUUCCAUAAUUUCGUGUUUUAAUUAGUUGGGUUUUUAUGGGACCUAGCAUGCGUUGUGAUCGACACAGAUGGGAGAAAUAGUGAUGAGAAAGCUAAGUCGUCAAGGUGGAAACUUGAACCAAUCUCUCAACUCAACGUCUGUAUAAACGUUUUUGCAGAAAUUUCUUGUGUCUACUACAAAUACUUAUUCUUGACGAUAAUCAGCAUUCCACAACUAUAUGUGAUGCUUAUAAUCUUCAGAAGUCAGGCUACAAUUCAGAUUUGUUGGCUGCAGAGAAGAUUGUGCCGGAAGACAAUGAU